GAGGGCGAAAAACAGCACUGGUCUUUUGAAGGUGGAAUGGAUUACAGAAUCCCCGGGGCAGUGAUCAAUGGAGAAAUACAUGCACAACUCACUAAAGAAACAAAGAAAAAAGAAGCAGGGAAUCAGACACUAGAUCGAGACCACUGGAACAACAAACUGGAAUACGUGCUGUCUGUGGCAGGAGAAAUCAUUGGUUUGGGGAAUGUUUGGCGGUUCCCUUAUCUGUGUUACAAAAAUGGUGGUGGUGCCUUCUUCAUUCCCUACCUCAUCUUCCUUUUCACCUGUGGAAUUCCAGUGUUUUUCCUGGAGACAGCCCUGGGACAAUAUACCAGUCAGGGAGGAGUCACUUCCUGGCGGAGGCUCUGCCCUCUUUUUGAAGAGAACUGUGUGGAAUUCCAGAAGAAUGCUUCUCUAAAUGUGACAGUGGAAAAUGGCACCUCUCCUGUCAUUGAAUUUUGGGAGCGAAGAGUGUUAAACAUUUCUGAUGGCAUAGAACAUUUGGGCACAGUGCGUUGGGAACUGUCGCUCUGCCUUCUUCUGGCCUGGAUCAUCUGUUAUUUCUGCAUUUGGAAAGGGGUUAAGUCUACAGGCAAGGUCGUGUACUUCACUGCCACCUUCCCAUACCUCAUGCUGAUUGUUCUGCUGAUCAGGGGGGUCUCCUUGCCUGGAGCAUCUAAAGGGAUCCUCUUCUACCUUUACCCAGAUCUCACUCGACUCAGUGAUCCUCAGGUAUGGAUGGAUGCAGGCACUCAGAUCUUCUUCUCAUACGCCAUUUGCCUGGGGUGCCUAACAGCUUUGGGCAGCUACAAUAAGUAUCAUAACAACUGUUACAGGGAUUGUAUCGCUCUGUGUUUUUUGAACAGUGGCACAAGUUUUGUGGCUGGCUUUGCCAUUUUUUCCAUUCUGGGUUUCAUGGCAGAGGAACAGGGCGUGCUUAUUUCAGAGGUAGCUGAGUCAGGACCUGGUCUGGCUUUCAUUGCUUAUCCACGAGCUGUCGUCAUGCUGCCUUUCUCCCCAUUAUGGGCUUGUUUCUUCUUUGUUAUGGUGGUUCUCCUGGGACUGGACAGUCAGGGUGGGAUGUAUGUCUUCCAGCUCUUUGACUACUACGCUGCCAGUGGGAUGUGCCUGCUCUUCGUUGCUAUUUUUGAGACUCUGUGCAUUGGCUGGGUAUAUGGUGCUGAUCGUUUCUACAAUAACAUUGAAGACAUGAUUGGCUACCGGCCAUGGCCUGUUAUUAAGUACUGUUGGUUAUUCAUAACACCAGCCGUCUGCCUGGCAACCUUUCUCUUUUCUUUGAUUAAAUACACCCCGUUGACAUACAACAAGAAAUACGUGUACCCGUGGUGGGGAGACACCGUCGGCUGGCUGCUUGCCCUCUCUUCAAUGAUCUGCAUCCCACUCUGGAUCGUCUACAAACUCUCCACCAUUAAAGGAUCCCUGAGAGAGGUCAUUAAGACCGUCGAGGUGUCCAGGAAGCAGUCCAUCACCCGCAUCUACAACGCCUCCUGGGUCACUUUCCUGGACUGGUGCCAAGCAAGGGACAUCGUCCCAGCUUCGGCCUCGCCAUCCACCCAGGGAGCCAAGGUUUCCCCGGCCACCAUUAGCAGGUGGAUCAGAGCGGCCAUCUCUCAGGCCUACGAGGCACGGGGACUUCAGGUCCCAGAGGACAUCACAGCGCACUCCACCAGAAUUCUAAAGCAGCAGCCUGUUCUGUUAAGGCGUCUUUUAAGGCUCUUUGCAGCACAUCCAGAGUUAAAACCUCAACAGCAGGAACAGCGGGAACAAGGGGAGCGGGAGCUGAGAGACAGGACCCUGGCCACGGAGGUACGACUGCUGCAGGACAUCUCCAAGGUGCUGGCAGCCACGCAGUUCUCGGCAGACGCCACGCUGGAUGCAGUUUAUUAUGCUUCUCGAGCUUCGUCGUCCUCUGUAGCGUCCAGACGCCUGCUAUGGCUGCGCCACUGGCAGGCAGAGUCCUGGGCUAAGUGUCACCUGGCAGGAGCCGACUACGCCGGGGACAAGCUUUUCGGUGCGUCGCUGGAUCCUAUCUUGGUGGAGGACAAGAAUAAGCGGAAGGUCUUCCCGGCUACAACCAGACGGUCAGAUCACCGACAGGCUCCUUACCCCAGGAGAACAUCUUACCGCCCGCCUGACACAGAUGCCCAGACUCAGAGGUACCAGACUCCCAGGUUUCAUAGACAAGGGGAUAGGCAAUUUCCAAGAGACAGAUUUAGAGGCCAGUAG
Molecule: messenger RNA, 2244 nt
Organism: Thamnophis sirtalis
Lineage: Eukaryota; Metazoa; Chordata; Lepidosauria; Squamata; Natricidae
Source: RefSeq, a predicted model, not a curated record